UCUUAUCAAUCAGCCACGUUACUGGAUAACAUUUCUGUCAAUCUCUCAACCCGGUUUCAAUCCAACACCAGAAUAGCGCAGGGUCAAGGAGGUUUUAAGGGAGAUACGAGAUAAGAGAGAUACAGCGAAUUUCCAGACUGAGACCGCCUGGUUUUGGAAUAAGAAAAAAAAACGCUACCCUCCUUUUGCACUCUGUGAUGCUAGGAGAGAGAGAAUCUCAGAAUGGCUGACUAUGUGAAGCUGGAUGAGGAGAAGUUUAUCCCAAAGUCAGACAUCUUGUCUCUGCUCAGGACCUACAACUGUUAUCAUGAGGGGAAGAGCUUCCAACUCAGACACAGAGAGGAGGAGCAAGCGCUGGUCGUCGAGGGGUUAUUGAAUAUCUACUGGGGUCUGCGGCGACCAAUCAGACUGCAGAUGCACGAUGACAACGAGAGACUCCACUACGGAGGAGUCAACAGGAAUGAGAGAUCCCAGGUUCUUGCGAAGCAGACAGAAUCAAACAACAACAUACUCGACAGAACUACUGACCCUGCCUUGACCAGUAGUCUAGAGGAGGACGACGAGGAGGUCCCCCAGCUGCUGCGGACCAGGAGUGAUGCCUCCUUCAUGGGGGUCACCAGAAGGUCAAAGACACACGCACACUCUGACUUGCAGCACCUACGCUCACACAGAUUCUCCAUCAAUGGACACUUCUAUAACCACAAGACAUCAGUAUUUACUCCAGCGUUCGGGUCGGUCACUAACGUCCGAGUCAACAGCUCCAUGACAACACUACAGGUCCUCAACCUGCUGCUACAAAAGUUCAGAGUGGAGAAUAAAGCAGAUGAGUUUGUUCUCUACAUGGUCCAUGAGUCUGGUGAGAGAACCCCAUUGAAGGACAGUGAGUAUCCUCUGGUGUACCGUGUGCUUCAUGGACCCUGUGAAAAGAUCUCCAAGAUCUUUAUUAUGGAGACGGAUCUAGGGGAGGAGGUCACACAUGACGUGGCGCAGUACAUUAAUUUUGAGAUGCCAGUCCUGGAUAGCUUUGUAGAGAAACUGAAAGAGGAAGAGGAGAGGGAGAUUUCUAAACUGACCAGAAAGUACAGCGCACUGAAGUCCAUGAUUCGACAGCAGCUGGAGGGCAUCACUGACACUACUGACCGAGUCUAAGUGUGUGUGCGCGCGUGCGUGUUCACAGGACCAUUACACUGUUACAGUGAGAGGAAGUCAAGCAGAUUGUUUGAGCACUGAGACCUUUCUUCUUGUACUACUACAGUUGAACCAUAGCAUGUAUAGCUUUUUCUAGUAAUGAAAACUACAGACAUGUUGGAAGCUUUCUACAGUAGGGAAUGUCAUUUAAACAGCAAUAAGAAUGCAAUACUGCCAUAUCUUGCAUCAAUGUUUGUCACUUUGCAAAUUAACUGUAUUCAUAGAAUUUGUAACUUUUCUGCUACUGUAUUGUCUAUGAUUGAAUAUAUUCCGUUGAUCUUGUUGUU
Molecule: messenger RNA, 1475 nt
Organism: Salvelinus fontinalis (brook trout)
Lineage: Eukaryota; Metazoa; Chordata; Actinopteri; Salmoniformes; Salmonidae
Gene: rassf4a
Product: Ras association domain family member 4a
Exons: 11
Coding region: 223-1149 (308 amino acids)
Biological process (GO): signal transduction
Source: RefSeq, a predicted model, not a curated record